UAUUAUUAUUAUUAUUAUUAGAGCGUUGGAAUACAAAGGUCCAUAUUGAUAUAGAUCGUAAUGUACUCGUGUGGCUAAUGAUUUCAGUUUGCGGUAACCUGGCCAAAGCUCGUCGUUGAGCGCCCGAUACACCACUAAGCUCCUGUUCCGCCAUUUUAAACACCACGAGGCGAGUGAAUAAAAUAAGGUACUCAAAAUUAAUCCAAGCGUGGAAGAGCCGAGUCGUUUAAACCAAAUUGUAUUUUUAAACAACUUGGUUUAGUAAAAAACCUGGGUUACAUUAGCAAUUUUAAAUUCUGGAAUGUUAAUAAAAACCUGCCCUGUUAAUAAAAACCUGAAUCCCGCUCACCGCUUGGCAGUAUGUUAUUGAUGAACAAAGUAGUUCUUCUUCAAUAUGACUUACACGCAUUAUACUCGCCUUCAUGAUCAGAGGUCUGAUCGGGGUGAAGCAUUCUCUGUUGAGAAUGAAAUACGGAUGUGCUAUGAUAAAUAUUCACCUAUAUAAAAUAAUAAUAUUUUGCGGUACAUUGUAGGGUAAUGGGGUAUUGCUGCAUUAAUACAAAUAGAGAGAGUCCAUAUAACAACACGUGUGUAAAUCAAUGUCGCGAUGAAGAAAAAACAAAAUAGGAAGCAGAAUGUUUUGUGCGGGACACCAGAGGCACUUACGUCAAUACAACAAGAACUUCAUUAGAGAGUAAAACAAUGGAGCACGUUUGAUAUAACUCUAUGGUUAACCCAACUCUGCCGCAACUCCCCAAUAUAAUGUUUUAUAAGUCAAAAAUUACACCAAAGGUUUUAGUUUCUCAAUCAUAUGAGCUAUGUGGACCUAAUUACGCAACGCUAGAAUUGUUUGGAUUGCGCUUAGAGUUUUACGGAAGUCAGCACAAAUUAAAACGCAAAUCCGUUUAUCUUUAAACGAAUUGACGUCAAAGUAGGGUAAAACUGUGUAAAGCAAAUAUAUGGAGACUGUUAACAACAAUAAAAAAAAGUGAGAAAUAACUGAGAAGGAAAAUUUAAAAAUAUUAAAAUGUUCCACAAGAACUGUUUCUGAUAAUAUUUUUGUUCGUACAUGAAAAUAAGUCUCGUUUGCAUUUAAUAACUUCUUAAUUUGUGUUUCUACUUUACAGCGAUAGAUUUUGCAACAAAAGACCAGCUCUUAUCAUGAAGGGAAUAACGCUCGCACUCGUGGUUGCCAUACCACUUGCAUUGGCCAAAUAUUGUCCUUCAUACUGCGGGUGCUUAACCUAUUCAGACAGCGUGAGCUGUAUUCAAAAGACAGUUAGGACAUUACCAUUAAUCUACAUGCCUAGAGGGCAAAUCAAAGAAAUGUUUUUUGCUAUGAAUGAAAUCAGAAGAAUACCAGCAAAUUAUUUUCAAAGGUUUCCUAGGCUUGAAGAGAUUGUAAUAAUUGGAGGUAAAAUGCAAAGCCUUGGCAGACUUACUUUCCGUGGAUUAAAAUAUUUGAGAAAGAUUACCAUCAUAAAGAAUAAGCUACGUUCCCUACCAUCAGACAUAUUUCGAGGUUUGGUGAGAUUAAAAAAACUUAACAUAAGAAAUAAUGAAUUUGAUACACUUGAUCCAAGAUUAUUCGAUGGACUAAAGAACCUUGAAGAACUUGAUUUCGGUUACAACGGCAUUAGAAAUCUUCCUGAAGGCUUAUUUAAAGAUUUAAAAAAUCUUAAUUUGUUAGAAUUAGGUGGAAACAGAUUCAAAAUCCUUCGUUCAAGCUGGCUGUCAGGAUUAACUCAGCUUAAUAAGCUUGUUAUGACAAAUGGCGAAAUCAAGAAAAUUGACGAUUAUGCGUUCAAAAAUUUAAAGAAAUUAAAAACUCUUUAUUUGGAAUCUAAUCAAAUUGAGAAAGUAAGCAAUCAGACAUUUUUUGGGUUGGACAGUUUAGAUGUUCUCAGCGUGCAAUCAAAUAACAUACAAGAAAUUGAAAGUGGCGCUUUUCACCAUCUUGGUAACAUAAGUUUUUUGGCUAUAAAUGGAAACAACAUAAGUCGAAUUUAUCCGUACACAUUUUCAAAAUUAAAAAAAUUGGAACGAUUAUCUCUCAGAAGUUGUGGCCUCAAGCAUUUGUCAGUGAAUAUAUUCCAAGGUUUAAACAGACUCACGUUUCUUUCCCUUUACAACAACAAUGUAACACAACUGCCAAACAAUGUUUUUAUUGGAAUGCCUAAUCUUCAAACCUUGGUUCUUCGAAGAAAUGAGAUUGAGAAAAUUUCUCCUGAAGCUUUUUAUGGGUUAACAAAGCUGAAAACGUUAUACUUAGAUUUUACUAAAAUCACAACAACAGAAAAAAUCAACUUCAAGAAUAUCAAGACGCUUCUUGAACUGCGCUUGUCAAAUAAUUUGAUCAAAAAGAUCCAACCAAAUGCAUUCUCUCCUCUGAUCAACCUUCGAAAGUUAUAUCUAAAUAAGAAUAAAAUUUCCAACAUCAGUGCAGAAGGAUUUAAUGGACUAGUUAAUUUGCGUGAAUUAAACCUUAACGAUAACUUACUGGAGGACAUUCCAGCUUCAACAUUUGAUGCAACACCAAGGAUUUAUUCUGUUUCAGUAAAAGGGAAUCUAAAACCAAUCACGGGGUGAAAAAUAAACAAUCAACAUUUACAUUUAUUUAAACCUCAGAACAACUAUCGGACUAUUUACACUUCCAGGACUAUUAAAAGAAGAAAAAGCUUUCGGGGAUUUUGUCCAUGUAUUUCUGUCUUAUAAAAUGUAUUACAUACACUUCUGAUUUUUGUAUAUUCGUCCCUUUGUGAUUUUGCCUAGCUUCAUCAAAAA
This is a messenger RNA of Hydractinia symbiolongicarpus, 2784 nucleotides long. RefSeq names its product leucine-rich repeat-containing protein 15-like. Bases 1162 to 2589 code for a protein of 475 amino acids. The transcript is spliced from 2 exons. The record is from RefSeq and is a predicted model, not a curated record. Gene Ontology annotation, molecular function: protein binding. Gene Ontology annotation, cellular component: plasma membrane. Lineage: Eukaryota; Metazoa; Cnidaria; Hydrozoa; Anthoathecata; Hydractiniidae.